AUCUAUACGUAACCACCAUAUCUCCAUUAAAAUCACUAUAAAUUGUUUAUCAUUUAUCAAAUCCCACGACUUGUUUGACAUUUAACCAAAUAAAUCCCGGUGCUUUAUUUAAUUAAACUUACUUUUUACUAAUUUUGUAAUCGUAAUAUGUGUAUAAUAUUAUAAUUAAAUUAUUAAUAAAUAUGUGGAUAUUGUAAAAACUAUACAAUAUGACUUUUAAACUCGUAAUUAUUGUCUUGCUAUUUUCAUUUAUAUUUGUUACUAAUGGUUUAUACGAAGAUCAAGCUGGGAAAUUUGACUGGUAAUAAAGUGUUCAAUUUUAUAUUUAAAUGUGACAUCUAAAACUUUGUUUUUAAGAUAAUUAAUAUAAGUAUUAAACUUUUUGUUUAUAAUUUAUUUUUCAUUAUUAUGAAAUCAUAUUACAUAUUUCUAUUUAUUAUUUUACAAAUAGUCUAUCUAAAAUAAUAAAUAUUUACACUUUUUUCCCUUUAGGAAACAAAAUUAUAUUGGUGAAGUCAAAUUUUCUUCAAUUGACGUUGAUGUAAAAACCAAAAGGUUAUAUGUAGCAACUAAAAAAAAUGUGGUUGCUUCAUUAGCCAUAGAUACUGGUUAGUAAUAAAUAAAUUAUAUAAAUUAUUACUUUGAAGUUUUUAAUAGGUAAUAUUUCUACUUUAUUAUAUUUAGGAGAUAUUAUUUGGCGCCAAAUUUUGGAAAAAGGAUCUGAUGGUAGUAUUGAAUUAAUACACCCAACCAAAUCUAAAAUCAUAACCCUUAGUGGAAUUAAUAUUGUCAAAAUACGAGGAUGGGAUGUCAAUGAUGGAUAUUUACAUUUCGAAUGGAGUUUAGAAACUACAAAUGUGUUGUAUUGGUUUGUUUUUAAUGGUCUUCUCCAUAAUGUGUAUUCCUCAAAUGGUUUAAUUGUUGUUGAUACAUACUAUAUAGAAACUGGUGUUAAAGGAAAAGCUACCUACACUUUCCCAGCACAUUGGUUUAAUGGUUUUGAUCGGUACGGAAAUAUAAUAAUAAUUUGUAUGUAUCUAUUAUUGAUUGUGUUCUUAAUAUUUUUUAGUUGUGCAUUGUCUUCUGGAAGUUUAGCAUGUUUUGAUACUGCAAAUAAAUUAAAUAUUGGAUCAUUAACAAACGCUAAUACUCAGCUUUUAAAAGUUGAUACAAAUGGUGAUCAAAUUAAGGCAAUUCCCGGAAGCCCAAUUCCAGCAUUUAUUGUUACAAAUAAAAAUGUAGAAAAACUAGUUUACACUAAAGAAAAUAAAGUUCAUAUAAGAUCAUUAAAAUCAAGAGCAUCAUUAUUUAUAUAUACCUAUAUGGCCGAUAGGCAUAUUUUGUUACAAAUUUCUUCACCCACUCAAGUAUGUAAUAGUCACAUGAUCAAUUUUUAUUUUUUAAUGAGUUUUUGAUAAUGCAAGAGUAAAAAGUAAACACAUAAUAAUCUAACAAAUUAUGUUUCUAUUUCUAUUUUUAUUUAUUGAUUCUCAUUCAUUAAUAUUUUAAAUAAUAAUAUGAUAUAAUAAAUCAAAGGAAUAUGCAGUUAUAAUCAUAAAUAUUUAAAUUAUGGUUACAAUAUAUUAAAAUGCUAGUACAUAAGCUAUAAUGUAAUUUUCAGAUUCAAAAAACAAUUUUUUUGAACAUUUAAUAUUAAUUUUGAUAAAAAUGCAACCAAAGUAUUUAUUAUUUGUAUGUUAUUUACUACAACUAUUUUUUAUUUAUCAAUUUAAUUAAAAUUAAUAAUUUUAUUUUUCUCUAUACCUACCUUAAACAUAAUUAAUAUGAAUAAUAUUUUAAGGAAACCAUUAUAACUGAAGGUUCAAUAUUAGAGGAUGCUACAGUUAUUGAAAGUUUGUCAUCAAAGGAGACUAAGAAAACUAUGAAAAUUUCUAAUCCUAGUAUAUCUUCUGUUUUUUGUGGACGUAGUAAAGCUAAUACUGUUAACUGUGUUGCUUUAGUCACUACACUUGAUCAAUCAUUGAUGCUUCUUAAAAUGCCAGGUAAUUGUUUAAUAUAUAAUAAAACACUUAAAUUUUUGUACCUAAUACUUAUUAAACAUUUCUUAUAAAUUAGGUACAAUUAAAUGGCACAGAGAAGAAUCAUUAACUAGUAUUAUAAAUGUGGAAUUAAUUGAUUUACCCGUAUCUGAUAUAGAAGCAGCAAUUGAAAAAGAAUUCGGAAAUAAAGAUUGUAAGAAUUUUUGAUUUAUUUAAAAUAUAUAAUGUAAUCAUGUAAAUUAAUAUAUAAGUUAUGUUUGAAUAUAUUUAUAAAUGUUUGUGCUCAAGCAUUUUUGGAUCACAAUGUGACAAGUGAGUGAUAAUAAGUGAUAUAAAGGUUUAUUUGUAUUUUAGUGUUGUCAGAGUUUGAAGUUUUUUGUAGAAUUUUAUUUGUUGUAGUUGUAAUAGUUGUUGUUUUAUCAAACUUACGCGGUAUUAUAUUUUACAAGGCUGCAACUCCGUCACUUUACUUUACUUUACUUUUUAUUAUUAUUAUUUUUUUAAUAUCCUCACUUUUUUCACCUUAAGCCUUUUAAUAUAUAUUUAUAUGUUGAGAUAGAAUUCGUAAUGAACUUUGUGCUCCUUCCUAGAUAUAUGUUACAUGAAUAUUCUUGCUUAUAACUUAUAAGCAAUACAUAACCCCUUUAUAAGUAUAACUUAUAAAUUAGAAGUUAUAUUAUUAUUUGUUCCUAUAAAAUAAAUGCAAGUGAACAAAGAGUCACCCAAACAAUUAAAAUUUGUGAUUGAUUAUUCUAAGUUUGUUAUUUUAAUUAAUUCUUAUUUAUUUUUUAUUAGUAAUUUUUUUAAUAAUAUUAGUAACUUUUCUCAUUUUUAUUUUAUUUUUUGAGUUAUAAUUCUGUAUUUAUUUUUUGAAAACAAAUAUAUUAACUAUUUAAUUGUAUAUAGCUGGCGCUUUCAGCAUGUUUGUCCAUCGAGUGUUUAGUCAAUUUCAACAAUUACGUACUCUAAUAGCAACUGUUCUUGGAAUUAUUGAAACACCAUCAUCUGAAACAAUAGGAACUAAAAGUAAUCUAGUUCGUGAUCAAUUUGGUUUACAUAAAAUUAUUGUAGCUGUUACUAGUGCAGGAAAGGUGAACAAUUUAUCAAGUACUUAAAAAUUAGCAUUAGUAAUUAAUAAUAUUUUCCCCAAUUUAUUAGAUAUUCGGUAUUGAUAAUUUAAGUGGUGAAAUUUUAUGGUCUGUUCUGUUGUGUGGAAUUGGACAAUUUUAUGAAAACAAGGUUGAUGGACUGCAGUUAGUACCUAUGUAUUUGAUAAGAAACUCUAAACAUUUAUCAUUUUCACCAAUGAGCACAUUGUUUUUAAAAAAUGAGGUAAUUUGUUACUUUUCUUAGAUUGAUUAUUAUGCAUUAAUUUAUUUUGUUAAUAUUUUAGGAUUCAGAAAAUACAGUUUUGUUUACUUUCAAUCCUAUAAAUGGUGAAUCUAAAAGUAUGCAAAUAAAAUAUUUCAUAUUUUACCAAAAUCAAUGUGUUUAAUAUGUUUUUUUAAUUGACUUAGAUGGUGUUCAACAACUUCCAUAUAAAGUUGUACAAGCGGUUCCCUUACCAGUUUUAAAUACUGAUUCAGUUCGUAGUCUUGUUUUGUUUGACAGUACUUAUACUCCUCAUCUAUAUCCAUCUAAUGUGCCAUUGUCCUCAAAACCACCCCCUAUUUAUAUAUAUAUUGCUAAUUCUACAAAUGGUUUGAUCCAAGGAUUUACUGUUGACGUACCAAUUUCAGGAGAGGUGAGACAUAUUAAAUUUAACGUUACUGUUAACUUAAAAUUAAAUUAUUUGUAUAAAUACAUUUUUAGAAAUUUUCUGCCAAAGAAGUUUGGAAAACUCAAUUUAAUAAACCAACUCAUAUUAUAGCAAUCGGUUCACGAGAUGCAAUGGAACAUAUACAUUCUCAGGGCAGAGUACUGAGUGAUAGGAGUGUUUUAUAUAAAUAUAUUAAUCCAAAUAUGGUGGCCAUUUUGACUUUAGCACCAGACACAAUGCAUAAAAGUAUGUUCUACUUGACAAAAUAAAUUGUUUUUAAUUUAGUUUUAAUUUAGGUGUUUUAACAUUACAUUUAUUGGAUGCUGUUAGUGGUAUAAUUAUUUACUCAGUUGUUCAUAAACGAGCUUCCCACCCGAUACAUUUGGUUCAUUCUGAAAAUUGGUUAUUAUGUUCUUACUACAAUGACAAAACUAGGCGGACUGAAAUAGCAUCAUACGAGCUAUACAAUGGCAAUCAACAAUCAAAUUCUACAGGUAUUGAAUUACAAUAUUUUAUAGACUUGAGCUUACUCCAGUCAUUAACAUCAAUCAGUUUUGAUCUAAUUGGUGUAUUGCAGUUUAUAAUUUUAUAAUAAAUAUAAAAGGGCAUAAUUACUCAACAUUAGUUUUAAAUAAAAGUAGUUUUUGUUUUAUUGAUUUUCAAAAAAUAUUAAUUUCGGAUAUUUUAAAUUUGCACUGAAUUCUAAGUCUUCUAGUAGUAUUUUCUAUAAAUGAUGUAAUUUUCACAUUAUUUUUUAGUUUUUCUUCUAUUUAAAUUUGAUACAAUUUAAAUAAUUAAGACUUGCAAAUUUUAUAUAAGUACCAUUAGUGGCUAAAAAGUAAGUAAUAAGUACUAAAAAUGUAGUCUGGUAAAAUACAUUUCAAGAGGCCCCACUAACUAAACACGGCUCAUUUUAUGUCUAAAAUUAUGGUUAGUGUAGGUUUUAUUUCUUUAAUAAGUAUUCAUUAAAUUUGACAACUAUUUGGUUGCCAAAGUGAAGCCCUAUGCUUAAUUUUAAAAGAAGUUGAACCAAAACCUGACCUUAACAUAGGAGAUUCAGCACCACUUAGUAUCAUUACUAAGAACAGAUUAUAUAAAAUCGUAAAAUAAGGUACUAUUAAAAAUUAUGGUAAUUGUAAAAAUGCCUAUUGAAAUUGCACAGGCUUAUUUAAAAAAAAAAAUAUUAGUUUUUAAAGUUAAAAUUGUUGAUAAUAUUCACCAUAAUCAUAAAAUUAUUUUGUAAUUUAAAUGUAGAAAAUACGCUUAAUCACAAUCAUUUUUUAUUUGUCAUAAUUUAUUAUUGCAUUCAGCAUUUAAAAUACCCUAUAUAUGACCACUCCUAUAGCAAAGUAUGUUUACUGAGUUUUUCAAAUUAAAAUAAUCAUUUAUAUAAUUAACUGUUUGAUGUAUAUUAUAGAAUUUUCUUCUGUGGGAGGUAGCUUAAUUCCUCCAAUUGUUGAAAAACAAGCAUAUAUACUUCCCGGAUUUUUACAAGCCAUGAAACCAACAAUCACGGAGAAAGGAAUUACAAGCAAACAUAUAUUAAGUGAGUUUUUUACAUUUAUACCAACAUAACUAACUAAUGAACAACAAUGUGGUUUUUUGUUAUUUUAAGUGGCUACUACAACUGGCCAUUUAUUAGAAAUGCCUUGGUCAUUCUUAGAUCCUCGUAGGCCAUUAGGGGAACCUAAAGAAGAAGGUGCUAUACCCUAUAUUCCUGAACUUCCUAUGUCAUCUGAAUCUAUGAUCAAUUAUAACAAAAGUCUUAUGCGAGUUGAUGGCAUAUAUACUACACCGAGUAGUCUUGAGUCUACAUGUUUAGUUUUUGUUUAUGGUCUAGGUAAUUGUAUUAUUAUCAUAAGUAGUUAUUUUUCAUAAAUUAUAUAUUUAUUUUUUUUUUAUUUGAUUUAGAUUUAUUUUAUACAAGAGUUGCACCAUCAAAAACGUUUGAUGUUUUGAAAGAAGAUUUUGAUUACUUAGUAAUAAUUAUUGUUACAACUGUUCUUUUAAUAAGUGCUUAUGUAACAAAAAAUCUUGCCUCGCAAAAAGCAUUAAAACAAGCGUGGAAAUAAAUCAAUAUAUAACAUAUAAUCACUUAGUUGUCACGCAUUUUGAUUAUUGGUAAGAUUUUAUAUUCAUUUUUGUAGAAUUUAAGGGGUUUUGUUUUUAUUUAUUUAAUCUUUUUUCCGUGAGAAAUUUAAGCUAUUGUAUAAUAUUAUUUUUAGUAAUAAUAAAUUAAAUUGUG
Cinara cedri is the source of this 6004-nucleotide messenger RNA. The record is from the annotation of a GenBank genome assembly. Lineage: Eukaryota; Metazoa; Arthropoda; Insecta; Hemiptera; Aphididae.